Messenger RNA from Eurypyga helias (sunbittern), 684 nucleotides. RefSeq names its product chromobox homolog 4 (gene CBX4). Lineage: Eukaryota; Metazoa; Chordata; Aves; Eurypygiformes; Eurypygidae. The annotation marks the transcript as partial. Gene Ontology annotation, biological process: negative regulation of DNA-templated transcription. The record is from RefSeq and is a predicted model, not a curated record. The transcript is spliced from 2 exons.
UCCGGCCCCGGGCUGACCGCGGCCCCCGGUUUUGUGUUGCAGCUUCCCUCCUUCGCCCGUCGCUCGAAUAUCCUCACGGGGCUGCAGGACCCUGCCGUGGACAACAGGCCGAAGCUGGAUCUCGGCUCCUCCGGCAAGAGCCAGCAGCACCAGUAUGAACUCAACAGCAAGAAGCACCACCAGUACCAGCCCAACGGCAAGGAGAGCGGCAUGAAGCACCAGUCCCACAGCAAAGGGAAGUAUUACUACCAGUUGAACAGCAAGAAACACCACCACUACCAGCCGGACCCCAAAAUGUACGAGUCCCAUUACCAGCCCAGCAGCAAGGAGCCACAGAGCCAGGCCUGCUUGGACAGUAACAAGACCCCCCUGGUCACCCACCCGGACAAGUGGGCUCACGGCCCGGCCAAAAACCUGGUGACCAGCAAUGGCCUGGGGGGCAAGAUGAAAAUCGUCAAGAACAAAAACAAGAACGGGCGCAUUGUCAUCGUCAUGAGCAAGUACAUGGAGAACGGGAUGCAGGCGGUGAAGAUCAAGUCCGGGGAGCCGCCCCGGAAGCGGGCUGCGGAGGAGAGGACUCCUAAGAAGGGUGGGGAGGAGAAGCUGGAGGCUUGGAGGAAGCCAGGGGAGGAGAGGGUGGUGGGCAGCAACGCCCUGAGCAAAGCAGAGGGCGAGGGCCAGCAG